UAAGUUUUAUCUUUUCUUGUAAUCAGGGAAUGGCUUCAGAUGUAAUCAAAGGAAUUAUGAAGCAAGAUAAGAGAAGACCUCAUCGCAAAACGAUCUCAAUCCUCGGUGUUCCUCACGACGCUGUUCGAGUUUUCAUUCGAUUCUUAUACUCUUCUUGUUAUGAGAAACAAGAUAUGGAAGAUUUCUCAAUGCAUCUUCUUGUGUUGUCACAUGUCUACGUGGUACCACAUCUGAAACGAGUGUGCGAGUCAGAAUUCGAGAACAGUUUGCUCAACAAAGAGAAUGUGAUUGAUGUGUUUCAGCUCGCUCUUCUCUGUGAUGCUCCUCGUCUUGGUCUUCUAUGUCACAGAAUGAUUCUCAAGAACUUUGAAGAAGUUUCUACUUCUCAAGGAUGGCUGGCAAUGAAAGAGAGCCAUCCUAGACUCCAGAAAGAGCUCUUACGCUCUGUCGCUUACGAGCUUAAUUGCUUGAAGCAAAGAAACAGGAAACAGAAAGAGAUACAGACUUACACACAGUUGUAUGAUGCAAUGGAGGCUUUUGUUCAUAUAUGUAGAGAUGGAUGCAGAGAAAUUGGUCCAACAAAGAUCGAAACCCCGCAUGUCUCUUGCGGAUUUCAAGCGUGCAACGGUUUAGAGCAGCUACUGAAACAUUUGGCGGUAUGCAAACUAAGAUCAAUCCCUGGUGGUUGCAGCCGCUGCAAGAGAAUGUGGCAGCUUCUUGAGCUUCAUUCCCGUAUUUGCGUAGACUCGGAACAGUGUAAAGUCCCUCUUUGCAAUAAUUUCAAGGAGAGGAUGAAGACACAGAGCAGGAAAGAUGAGAAAAGAUGGAAACUUUUAGUGAAGAAUGUUUUGAGCACUAAGAAAAUUGGAGGAUCUCCAUUCUUUUUGCAGGCAAUUGAUGUUACUUUAUGACAUUGUUUUAUCGCUUUUAGAUUACAGAAAUUGCAUAUUUAUACACAGGAUGUACAUAGGUUACACA
Camelina sativa (false flax) is the source of this 978-nucleotide messenger RNA. Its product is annotated as BTB/POZ and TAZ domain-containing protein 5. Gene Ontology annotation, molecular function: protein binding. NCBI's taxonomy places the organism in Eukaryota, Viridiplantae, Streptophyta, Magnoliopsida, Brassicales, Brassicaceae. The record is from RefSeq and is a predicted model, not a curated record.